Molecule: messenger RNA, 435 nt
Organism: Ostertagia ostertagi
Lineage: Eukaryota; Metazoa; Nematoda; Chromadorea; Rhabditida; Trichostrongylidae
Source: the annotation of a GenBank genome assembly
AUGCGAGCCAGUUCCACGACAUCGACCGAUUCGAACGGUUUCCCGGUGAAAGACGCCGAUGCGCUCAAGCUUUUCGUCGGCCAGAUUCCGCGUAAUCUCGAAGAAAAAGAUCUGCGUCAUUUGUUUGAGCAAUUUGGAAAAAUCUACGAGUUCACCAUUCUUAAGGACAAAUAUACCGGUAUGCACAAGGGUUGCGCUUUUCUAACAUACUGUCAUCGUGACAGCGCAGUGAAAUGUCAAGCUGCUCUUCACGAUCAGAAGACUUUACCCGGGAUGAAUCGUGCCAUGCAGGUGAAACCGGCCGACACCGAGAGCCGACCAGCCAGUCCGAAAGACAAGGUCGAUGAUAAGAAAUUGUUCGUCGGGAUGCUCUCGAAGCAUCAAUCCGAGGACGAAGUUCGAGCUCUGUUCGCCCCUUUUGGUGUUUUGGAAGAG